Messenger RNA from Oryza brachyantha (malo sina), 1438 nucleotides. Its product is annotated as ubiquinol-cytochrome-c reductase complex assembly factor 1. Gene Ontology annotation, cellular component: mitochondrion. The record is from RefSeq and is a predicted model, not a curated record. Gene Ontology annotation, biological process: mitochondrial respiratory chain complex III assembly. Lineage: Eukaryota; Viridiplantae; Streptophyta; Magnoliopsida; Poales; Poaceae. The coding region runs from base 112 to 1014 and encodes 300 amino acids. The transcript has 7 exons.
CGUGUCCAUUGCCGCCGCCGCCGACGAGUUCUCUCGCCUCUCUCUCUCUCUCUCUCUCUCCUCGCCGGAAGGUUUUCCGCAGGCGCAGCCGCGAGCGCGAGGGAGGAGGCCAUGUCGCGGUGGCGCGCCGCCUCCGCACGCAUCUCCGCCGCGGCGGAGUCGCGCCUGCUCUCCAGGGCCUUCUCGGAGGUCGGGAGGACGCCCGCUCCCCAGCCCCCGUGCAGAGCCUUCUCCAAGGCCUCCGCCGCCGCGGCCGCCUCGUCGCGCAGUCCCAGCGCGCCCGCCACCUCCGCUACCGCUGGCCCGAGGCCCGAGGUCAGACUGAAUUCUAUGUUUCUGUCGAAGCCCUGUUCACUGGCAUUGCCUCCUGAUUCCCCUCUUAGAGUGGAAGAUCCACAGUUUGAGGGCAUUAAGCGUUUCAUGCUCACGCUUUUGCUGUUCUACAGUAAGCAAAGCAAGUCCAUUAGAGGGGCCAAUGUUGUUUAUCAUCGCAUCACUUCUCAAGUUGACAAGUCUGAUAUCCAUGAUGUGUUUCAGUUGGAAAAAACAUUUAAAACAACAUUUUCAUUACUUGUUCUACAUAUGUGGCUCAUUCUACGUCGCUUGAAGGAAGAAGGGAAGGAUGGUGUUAAAUUUGGGCAGUACAUCUAUGAAAUUUACAAUCAUGAUGUGGAGCUUAGAGUUUCAAAAGCUGGGGUUAACUUGCUGCUGACAAAAUGGAUGAAAGAACUUGAGAAAAUAUUCUAUGGGAACAUUGUGAAAUAUGACACUGCAAUCAGCCCAGAAGCACGUCAGGAGGAUCUUGUAAAUGUCAUCUGGAGGAAUGUGUACGCUGAAGAAGGUUCAGAGGCUAUGGAUGCAGCAGCUGCCCCUGCUAUCCAGGCAUUGGCACGAUACACUCGGAGGGAGGCAACUUGCCUAUCACUGACAGAUAAAGAAGCUAUGUUUUCCGGCAACUUUAAAUUUACAACCCUGUUGCCGAGUGCUCCCAGCUCAUCAAAGCCCGUGCGAUGAAACAUGACAUGGUACGUUGGUAUCCCAUAUGAAGAUUGGUAAACAACAUGACCCCCCCAAAAAAAACCUUCUAUUAGCGCAUAAAAUAACAGGAAUUUCCAUACACUUGUUUAUCUUAGAUUCCUUGCCAAAUCGCCCUUUUUGAUGAUUAAUAUUUUCAUUCUAGCUAGAAAUUUAUUUAUUUUAUUGUAAGCAAGUGAUCGAUAUGUUUAGCUGUCGCCCCGGUCUCCCAGAAUGGAGCACACGGUGGGGACAAACAUUAUCCUUGGUUGGAUGUUUGCAGUCUCAUCUUUUUGUCAUGGCUGAUUUGGACAUGAGCAUCAUUCUGUACGUGUGAUUGGGUAGGCCAGUAUCCGUACAGACCUGUCUACAUCUGUACUAGUGUUUGUGAUGUUGGCGAAGAAUGUGAUCUAAGCUUCUCAAA